Messenger RNA from Emys orbicularis (European pond turtle), 5016 nucleotides. RefSeq names its product chromosome 5 C4orf54 homolog (gene C5H4orf54). Bases 1 to 5016 code for a protein of 1671 amino acids. Lineage: Eukaryota; Metazoa; Chordata; Testudines; Emydidae. The transcript has a single exon. The record is from RefSeq and is a predicted model, not a curated record.
AUGCUUUCUCUUCAUUUCUGGAUGGCUGGGGGUCGGGCUGCAGCUGCUGCCCUUGCUGCUACUUCUGUUACCAAUGGCAUUCAGACUGACAGCUCUCGGUGCCAAACCAACAACUGUACUCAGGAGCUCCUGAACAAGACAGUGGUAGCGGUAGCAGGAACAGCAGCAGCCGCCACCUCCACCCCAGCCGGGCCGGGACACUCUCUUGGGUCCACCGCUACCACUGAACAGCGAGCAGCGAAGCUGGGAACCACCCUGCAGGAGACACGUGUGUGUCCGCCGGCUUUGCAGUCCCGGGUCCAUAUCUCCGCCUAUUCCCUUCGCCCUCGGCCACAUGCUGACGGGAUAAGCAUGGAAGCCCUCUCAAAAUCGCCCGGCGAGCGAGCCACUAGCCACAAAGGGGGAGCGGGAGCGAAGGGCAGCAGGAUGAAGCGCCGCCCUGCAGAGCCAUUCACCACAAUCACAUCCAAGGAAUCGACCUAUGUGGAGAUUCAGGAUUUCCCCCGAGGGAGGGAAGCCAGUCCCCAGACCCUAAAGCUGACUUUGGCAGGGAGCGGAGGAAAAGUGGCCUUUCUCAGCCCUAAAAACGGAGCUUGUGAGAUCAGCGCUGUUAGCUGCUCAGCUCACAACGCGCUGCCAGAGGCAAGUGGAAAUCCAGCAUCCUUGGACCGUGAAUCUAAACCCGGGGCCAGCCCGGGGUCCCCGGGGAGGAAGGGUAAUGAGGCGGGGGGAUGCAGCGCUGGCUCUAACUCAGGCGGAUCUAAUGAAAACACUUCGUCUGGACUCCCCAACACGCAGCUUUACCCGAGCGGCUGCCCGGAGUCGUCGUCGUCUUGCCCAUCCCCUGUGAACAAGGCAAGCGCGUUCCCCAAAACGGAUGACACCGCAACCGAGGGCAAAACCUCCUCUUCUUCCUUUGGGUACGAAAGCGACGAUGACGAGGAUGCUGACUGCAAAGCAAGAGGGGGGAGCCGGGGGGCUUCCCAGCCCACCUACUGCGGCGAGACCAGCCCUGCUAACGAGGAGGCGCAUUACAUUACCACGCACGAAAUCCAGCUCAGCGAGGUGGACCACGACAUGGACUUUGACUUUGGUCUGGCCUCCAGGUGGGACUUUGAAGACAACAAUGUGAUCUACUCCUUCGUGGAUUACGCCUCCUUUGGGAGCGACGAGACCCUCGGGGACACGCAGACGGAGGAGGACAAUAGCUGUUAUCUCAGCACGACCAGCGAUGCCAAUAACCAGACGGACAGCAUCGAUAAUACCAGCAGUACGGAGAUAGUCAGCAUUAACUCUGAAAACGAUACCCCCAGCACAGACAAAUGCGCCAGCUCGGAAGAAAGCCAGCCCAAGAACCCCAGCCACAUGAGUGAGAACCCAGCUGCAGGCCACAUUCUCCUAUCAAUCAAACCGACUUCCCGGGCUAUAAAUGAGCUUAGCAACCUGCAUGAGAAGCAAAACAUUAUUUACGCUGCCAAGCAUGAAGGCGACAUGAGCCUCCGUGUCUCCACAGCUCCCGAACGCAAGGCCAGUUUCAAACAAGACGCGAUUCAUGACCAGGCAAAAAAAUUUAUCGCUGUCCCCGCGCGUUUGCAAACCCGGUGUGGAGCCAUAAGGGCGAAGGAAGUGGGGGGAUAUUCCAGCGGUGCCUCCAGCGCGGUCAGCGAGCUGGAUGAUGCGGAUAAAGAAGUGCGAAACCUCACAGCCCGAGCUUUCCGGAGCUUGGCUUACCCCUACUUUGACACGCUGAACUUCAGCUCCAGGGAGUCCUCCACGUCCCUUUCGGAUCAGGCGCUGGGGAUCAACCGAUGGUCCACUUAUUUAGACCUGAAGUGCGGCAAUCUCGGGCAGAAACCGGAGCAGAACCUGUUCAAGAGCAGCGCCGAACCUACCGCAUGGCACAGAAGCGCUGGGGCGAAGACAUGCAGUGACCAGUUCUACAUUCGCUCCAAUAAAUCGCAGACGAAAGCCCUAGAGUUCGUGGUCAGCAAGCUCGACGGGGAAAUAACGCACGUGGAAACGCCAGCGUGCUUCGAGAAGCGGAUCCAGUCGGGCUCCCGGGUUGUAACGUUGUUGGAGACGUUGAAUUUUAGCAGCAAUGUUAAUGCUGGUGUCCCCAGACCUGCGAAACGUCCUGGACAUGUUGCCGCUGGGGCAGGUUGCGCAGAUGAGCUUCCGGAAACGCUGCCCAGGGAGCCGGGUCAGGAGGCUAGCAAACAAACCGGGCUGGCCGCGGCAGAAGUCCCGGAGGGCACCCCGAAUAAAUCGAAAUUCGCCUCCAGCCUCCUCAAGAAUGUCAUAUCGAAGAAAAUGCAGCGGGAGCACGAGUUCAAAAUGGAGAGGGGGGAGAUCACAGACACUUCGUACAGGGGGCUGGCCGCGUCCUUGCCUGGCAAGGAGCAGGAGGGCUCGGGCAGGGAAAAGCUGAAAGAAGGGGGCAUGCAGAGGCAGAACUCCAGGUAUUCCGAGGGCAGUUCUGACUACACGAUUGUGACCGCAGAGGAGCCGGGGGAGUUUUCUGACAGCAAGUCGCCGACCUCCAAGGCGUCUACCCCUCGCCUAGAUCGACCCCUGUCGGAAACGCGCCUGGACGACGUGUGCGAAAUUAAGAAGAGCGCCUCGGAGGCAAUCAAAGCGACCUUCCUCCGCAGCCAGAACAGCGCGUUCAGAUCCUGGAAAGAGAAAGAGGCAGAGAAGAAGAAAGAAGAGCGAGCUCCCAUCGGGAAACUUCAGUUCUCUUCCGCCAAAUACGACUGGCGGGCCGAUCUGGGUGAGAUCUCAGCCAGCAAGUCCACUAAAAUGUCUCGUCUCUUCGUCCCAAACAUUCAGCGCACCCCCACGGGAAAGCAGCCUGGCACGCAGGUGACAAAGUACUCCACAGCCACCUAUGCGGCUCGGGCUGGCACCCCUGUAAAGCCCAGAGUCCCCGAGAUCAAGAUCAGCCUGGGCAGCGUGCAGCCAAGCAAGGAUCACCCCUUUGACAUCGCUAAGCUGCUCACCCCCAAACUAGCCGCGACCGCACCAACACUUUUCAAGGCAGCGGAGGAGCCCCGAGGCCAGCCGCAGAAGGCAUUCAAAGCGGACGGCCUGGACAAGGUGCCGCAAUUCUUGGUGCGCGAUAUAAGAGAAAACAAGCCUAAAGUCCCCGGGCCCAUUCACCAGGUAAGAGACGUCAGGAAACUGAUCAAGAGCUCCUACGGCCACGACUCGGGCGAUACCAACAGCGACAGGAGCAGCGCGCUCUCCGACCAGUGCAGCGCUGAGCAGAAACCGAGGCAGCUGGCCAUAGCGGGGAUCCCCAGGGCUCUGUCUCCCAUGGUGAUAACCUGCCAGGCGGUCAGUAACAGCAGGGAGGACAAGGGGCCGGGCGAGACGGGGGGCAAGGUGCUGCCUGCCACGGCAGAGGGGACAAUCCUGGUGCACAGGACCUCCGGGAGGCUGCCCGUGGCCACCAUCGCCCCCAACAAGAGCGACCCUCGCUUGCCCGCAGUGCUGAAGAUCGUGUCCAAAGCCUCCGCACCCUGGCGGCAGCAGCCGCCGCCGCACGCUCCCGCACCCGCUGAGAAAGGCAAGGGGGCGGACGAGGAGCCGCGGGAGGAGGCCAAGGGGCCGCCCAGCCGCAACGCGCUGGAGAAGCUGACGGCGGCGGUGCGCAGCAUGGAGGAGCUGUACAGCUUCAGCAAGCACGAGUGGAAGCGCAAGAGCGACCCGCGGCCCAUCACCGACAGCCACGUGCUCUCCCUCAUCGCCAGCGAGGAGCGGGGCGGCCGGGCGGCCGCGGGGCCCGCCGAGGCGAGGAGCGGGGCCCCAGCCCCGCCCGCCCCCGAGCGCCAGCCCCUCCCGUGCUCCGGCCUCAAGUCCGACAAGGUCUCGGCCAGGGCGGCCGCGUUCGAGAGCCUGGCGCGGGAACGGCCCCGGCCCCUGCCCGGGCCCCGGGGGGAGGCGGGCGCCGCGGACAGAGCCCCCGGCCCGCAGCCGCCGCGAAGCAGCGUCUUCACGAUCAGCUCCGCGCAGAAGGCGGCGGCGGCCGCCCCGGCCAAGCUCCCCGCCGCGGCCUCGCCGCUCCACAGCCUGAAGGGCCAGGCCGGGCCGGGGCCGCGCGCCCUCAAGCUCUCUCCGGACGCCGCCGCAGGGAAGGGGCCUGGCGAAGCCGAGAAGGACGCGGCCGGGCCCGACUGCAGGAACUACCUGGCUAUGCCACUCAAGGAGCCGCCGGCCGCGGGAGGCGCCGGCCACCCGGGCCCGCUCUCGGCCUCGGCGGCCGCCGCCGCCCUGCAGCCUUUCUGCGCCGCCAAGAGCCGGGGCCACCUCAGCCCCAAGCAGCAGCCCGGCCCCGCCGCCCCGCCUGCGGCCGCCCCGGAGCUGCCGCCCGCCGCCAUCUACCAUCAGCCGCUGCCCAUGGCCGCCCUGCACGGGGCGCAGCCCCCGCCGCUGCUCUGCUUCUCGCCGCCCUCGGCCGCCGAGCCCUUCCCGCAGACGCAGCGUAAGGUGCUGCUGGACCUGAGCACCGGCCAAUACUACCUGGUGGACGCGCCUGUGCAGCAGCCCCUCAAGAAGCGGCUCUUUGACCCCGAGACCGGGCAGUACGUGGAGGUGCCCAUGCCCCAGCAGCCGGCCAUGGCCCCGAUGCCGCUCCCCAUCUCCCCGCUAGCGCUAAACCCGGGGGCGUAUGGUGCCACCUACAUGAUCUACCCUGGCUUCCUGCCCACCACCAUGCUGCCAGCUAAUGCCCUGCAGACCCAGCUCUCCCUCCCGGGCAGCGACGUCAGCGCCCCCGCCGAGACCAGCAGCCCAGGGGCAGCACUGGGGGGAGGAGGAGGAGGAGAGGCCACUUUUGUGGAAAGUCCGUAUUAUAUCGCCACGGGUAAAUCCCAAUCGUCAGCCGCCACUGCCCAGCUCAGGGGGGCAGAGGGGAAGCCGGUAAUCAGCAUCACCUCCCAGCAAAUGGGGCCAAGGAUAAUUGCCCCGCCCUCCUUUGAUGGUACCACCAUGAGGUUCGUGGUGGAGCACAGAUGA